GGAAACCGUCUAAAAAGACUUCCAAUAGUAUGCCUUGGAAAGUCUUAGCCACGUGGAGAUACGAUGAAGCAAGACCGGAUUGCGUGGUCCGUGGUUGAAGCUAAGGUUGCCAACAGAAGACUUGUGCUUGACUUACAGGCAUGAGGCUAGUACACCGGUCUUGCCCAAUCGCCGGAGCCCAAUUCAUUCUGGGAAUGGCUUUUCUUCUUCCUCACCUUCUCGUUUCCUUACUAAUUCUGCUACCAAUUUCUGCCGUUGCUCAAAAUAACGGUAAUAUAACCGUCGGCAGCUCUCUCUCAGCAACCGACAACAGCUCUUCAUGGCUAUCUCCUUCUGGCGAUUUUGCCUUUGGAUUUAGUCCACUCAACGAGAACAAUGAUCUCUUCCUGCUUUCCAUCUGGUUUGCUACGAUACCCGACAAAACUAUAGUUUGGUACGCAAACGGCGAUAAGCCUGCCCCGAGGGGAUCAAAAGUGGAGCUAACUGCUGACCGUGGGCUAGUUCUUACAAGCCCUCAAGACGAAGAGUUAUGGAAAAUUGACACCUUUAUUGGUACGGUAGCCUAUGGUGUUAUGAGCAACACAGGCAACUUUGUGGUUGAAGAUAGCAGCUUUAAUAAGCUAUGGGAGAGCUUCCGGCAUCCCGCUGACACGUUGUUGCCUGCACAAAUCAUGGAAAAAGGAGGGGUGGUUUCUUCUCGACAGUCAGAAACCAACUUUUCCGAAGGAAGAUUUCAGCUUCGUUUGCUACAAGACGGGAAUCUUGUGCUUAAUUCCAUAAACCUUCCGACCACCUAUGCCAAUGAAGCCUAUUAUCGAAGUGGUACGGUUGCUGAUUCUGCUUCUAAUUCGUCAAGUCCCGGUAGACAAUUGGUCUUCAACGAGUCGGGAAACAUUUAUAUUUUGAGAGAGAAUGACCAACAAUUCCCUCUAGCACGGGGAAAGGCAGGCUCAGCCGAUGAUUUUUACUUUCGAGCCACCCUCAACUUUGAUGGAGUUUUCACGCUAUAUUCUCACCCAAGGAAUUCCGGCAGCAAUGGAAGCUGGACUCCUCUCGGGUAUGAGCCAGAAAAUAUCUGUCUUGACAGUACGACUUCCUCGGGCAGUGGGGUUUGUGGGUAUAACAGUAUUUGUGCGCUGAAGGCAGAUGGAAGGCCUAUGUGUCAAUGCCCCAAGGGAUAUUCCUUACUCGAUCCAGAUGACAGGUAUGGCAGCUGCAAGCCGGACUUCAUACAAGGCUGUGAAGAAGAUGAGCUAAGCAGUCCUAGAGAAGAUCUUUAUACUUUUGAAGUGCUAACAAAUACAGAUUGGCCGCUCUCUGACUACGUGCUGUUGAAGCCUUACACUGAAGAGCUGUGCAGAAAUUCUUGUAUGGAAGACUGUAUGUGUGCUGUUGCCAUCUUCAGAUUAGGCGAUAGCUGUUGGAAGAAGAAGCUGCCUCUGUCAAAUGGGAGAGUGGACGUCGGCCUCAACAACGGCAAGGCUUUUAUCAAAAUCAGAAAACAUAAUAAUUUCACCUUGCCGGAUCCUCGUUUCCCAGUCCCAGAACCAAAGAAGAAUGACCGGGACAAUUUGAUCGUCAUCGGAUCGGUGCUUCUUGGUGGCUCUGUUUUUGUUAACGUUAUAUUAAUUGGUGCGAUUUGUCUUGGCUUUUUCCUCAUUUACCACAAGAAAUUUCAGAAGAUUACCACGAAUGGCGGUGCUGUGGACAUGAAUUUGCGUUGUUUUACUUACAAAGAGCUUGUAGAAGCUACAGAUGGGUUCAAGGAAGAAUUGGGAAAGGGUGCUUUUGGUGUUGUUUACAAAGGAGUAAAACAAACGGGUUCUACUGUCCUAGCAGUCAAGAAGCUAAUAAAUCCGUUCCAAGACACAGAGAGAGAGUUCAAGACUGAAGUAAACGUGAUUGGUCAAACACAUCACAAGAAUCUGGUUCGACUGCUUGGAUUCUGCGAUGAAGGACAGCAUCGGUUGCUGGUAUAUGAGUUCUUGAGCAAUGGAACUUUAGCAGAUUUUCUUUUUGGAGAUUUGAAACCCAGUUGGAACCAAAGAAUCCAAAUUGCUAUGGGGAUUGCGAGAGGGCUGUUGUAUUUACAUGAAGAGUGCAGCACCCAGAUUAUCCAUUGCGAUAUAAAGCCUCAAAACAUUCUUCUUGAUGACUAUUACAAUGCUCGAAUAUCUGAUUUUGGAUUGGCAAAGCUUUUGAGGAUGGACCAGAGCCGAACUCUCACAGGCAUCAGAGGAACAAAAGGGUAUGUUGCACCUGAAUGGUUUAGGCACAUGGCGAUCACAACCAAGGUGGAUGUUUAUAGCUAUGGUGUUAUGCUGCUAGAGAUAAUUUGUUGCAGAAGAAGCGUAGAAAUGGAUGCCUGUGAGGAGGAGAGAGCAAUUUUAACUGAUUGGGCUUAUGACUGCUAUCAGGAAGAAACUUUAGAUGCUCUGGUUGAAUAUGAUGAGCAGGCCUUGGACGACAGAAAGAAUCUGGAGAGGUUUGUGACGGUUGCCUUUUGGUGUAUUCAAGAAGACCCUUCUCUUAGGCCUACCAUGAGGAGGGUUAUCCAGAUGCUUGAGGGAGUUGUUGAAGUGCUUAUUCCACCAUGCCCAUUCCCCUUCACUAAGUAAUUAAGACUCGUGAAACCAGCAAGAUUUACAGUCAUUAUGUCUUCUUAGUCUUAAUUCUGUUUUGAUAGAUAUAUUAUUACUCAUAAUUAAGUUUAUAUUUACUCUGCUUUGAUAAUAAGGUAUGCCGUUUGAGUUCAUGUACUUCUGGGGACAACCUUUACAGGAUGUAGGCAUGUAGCAGUAGCAAAUAAUAUGUUCCUCCUAGUUUUUCAGCAAUGGUGAAGUAUGUAAUAAAUCAUAGUUUUUCAGCUU
Molecule: messenger RNA, 2870 nt
Organism: Alnus glutinosa
Lineage: Eukaryota; Viridiplantae; Streptophyta; Magnoliopsida; Fagales; Betulaceae
Product: G-type lectin S-receptor-like serine/threonine-protein kinase LECRK4
Exons: 1
Coding region: 141-2618 (825 amino acids)
Biological process (GO): protein phosphorylation
Molecular function (GO): protein serine/threonine kinase activity; ATP binding
Source: RefSeq, a predicted model, not a curated record